UUCUUCCAAACCCAGAGAUCUCCAGGAAAACCUCAACUUUUACUCACCCGCAAUGGCAGAUAUGAAGGAGACUUGGACAACUCUAGCCUCCCUCCUGGGUACUCUGGCCUUCUGCCAGACCAUCCUCCGGAAUGUGCUCCCACCACAGCUCCGUUCCGCCUCCCUCAAGUUCCUGAAGCGCGCCCUUGGCUGCUACUACUCCUACUGCUACUUCGAAAUCACGAAGAAUGACGGUGUCAACGAGCUUUACAACGCGGUCCAACUCUACCUCAGCUCCUUCGUCUCUGCCUCCUGCAGCUGCCUCUCCCUCAGUCGCGCCCCCAACUCCAGCUCCACCACCUUUGCCCUCACCAACAACGACUGCAUCGCCGACGUCUUUGACGGCGUUUCUGUUCAGUGGGAGCAUGUGGUGAUCCAGAGCCAGUCCCAGCCCUCACGAGGCGAGAAGCGCUUCUUCACGCUCCGGAUCAGGAAGUGCGAUAGGGAGCGUAUCCUCGACUCCUACCUGGACCACAUCAUGGACAAGGCCAACGACAUCCGCCGCAAGAACCGAGAACGCUUCCUCUACACUAAUUCGCACGGCUGUUGGAGACAGGUGCCGUUCAAGCACCCGAGCACCUUCGACACAUUGGCCAUGGACCCGGAGAGGAAGAGGGACAUCAUGGAGGACCUCCGCGACUUCGUGGCGGGGAAGGCCUUCUACCAGCGGACAGGUCGCGCCUGGAAGCGGGGCUACCUGCUCUACGGCCCGCCUGGAACGGGGAAAUCGAGCAUGAUUGCUGCUAUGGCCAAUUUCCUGGGUUAUGACAUCUACGACCUCGAGCUGACCAAGGUGCGCUCUAACUCCCAGCUCCGAGAGUUCCUCACGAACACCAGCUCCAAGUCCAUCAUCGUCAUCGAGGACAUCGACUGCUCGGUCAGUCUGCCAAAAAGGUUGAAUGCGCAACAAGCCGCGCCACGGCGUGCGGCACACGGUGGCGAGGACAGGAACGACAAUACAAUCACCCUCUCAGGACUGCUCAACUUCACUGACGGCCUGUGGUCGUGCUGUGGGAGCGAGAGGAUCUUUGUGUUCACCAGCAACCACAUCAAGAAGCUCGACCCAGCAUUACUCCGGAGCGGCCGGAUGGACAUGCACAUCUACAUGAGCUACUGCUCGUACCCGGCGCUCAAGAUCCUGCUCCGGAACUACCUGGACAUUGAGGCUGAGGACCUCGGAGAAGUGGUGGCGAGCGAGCUCCGAGAGGCAGUCGAGAAGGCCAAUAUGACGCCGGCGGACAUAAGCGAAGUCCUGAUCAAGAACCGGAGGAACAAGGGGAGAGUGGUGGGCGAGCUGCUGGAGGUGUUGAAGGCGAGAGCGGAGAGGAACGAGAACGGAGAGUUGAGGGAGGAGUGCCAGCUGAACGAGGUGGAGCAAGAGGAGCAAGAGGAGCAAGAGAAGAGGGCACUGGAGAGCUCCGAAGAUGGGAGCGACUUUGACGAUGAUUCUAGCUACUAGAUAUAUUUAGGAUGAUGGUUCUAUGUAUCUUUGAA
This is a messenger RNA of Eucalyptus grandis, 1533 nucleotides long. RefSeq names its product AAA-ATPase At5g57480-like. The coding region runs from base 53 to 1498 and encodes 481 amino acids. Gene Ontology annotation, molecular function: ATP binding; ATP hydrolysis activity. The transcript has a single exon. The record is from RefSeq and is a predicted model, not a curated record. Lineage: Eukaryota; Viridiplantae; Streptophyta; Magnoliopsida; Myrtales; Myrtaceae.